AUGGCCGCCGACUUCACUCAAGAGACCAUUCUGGACUUUUUGAGGGAGCGAGGAGGCAAGGUGAAGAACACGGAUUUAAUUGAGCACUUCAAGGCCGUGUUCCCGGAGGACCGCGAGAAGAAGGCGGCCGUCAGGAACACAUUUAAAAACUACGUGGACAACGUCGCUUUUGUAAAAACCGAGAGCAGCGAAAAAUACGUCUGCUUGAGGAAGAAGUUUCUCGGUUCGGCAAAGGAGCAGCGGGGCUCGAGUGUGAACGGUGAAACUGACCCAGGGCAAGUUUCGAACGAGCGGAAUCCGUUGAGCCGUUACCCGUCAGGAGCGCACCGCGCGGACUGCGGGCAGGUACGCGGUGAUGACGCGGAGGAGGACCCAGCCCUCCCUCGCUCAGCGGGGCAACCAACACCUGGCUCAGGUUACGGAAAUGACAGCGGGGAGAGCCAAGUUCCGCCCGAAUCUUCUCCUGCAGCGAGGAAAGCAGGCGACAGGAGAGAGCGUGACGAGUUCGUUUGUGUGGUUGAGGAGGCGGAAAACAGCUCAGGUGAGAUGGGAAACCGAGAAAGCUUCCGAAGAGGGAGUAGGGAGUCCAAGAAGGAGGAGCAGCAGGGGGGGAGAGCGCCUGAGAUACCAGAUAUUGCAGUGAUUGAAGCCUCACCUCUCCCUGCAGAGGGAUCUAUGUUCACCCUGCCUGGGCCUGUACAAACCGGUACAGCAGGACAGGUAGACACGUCUGCGGCUGGGCUGAAUCCCAGAGACAGACAGGUUGAGACUCUUUUGCCUGAAGGCCCUCAGGAAAUGGAGCAGAAUAAUGUGGUGAUCAGGCACCAGGCAAGAGGUUCCCAGCGCAGAGCCAGACCGCUGCCGGCAGACGAAGGGGAGGACGAACAGCAGUCGGAUGCGCAGAGCUUGUCCGAGUUUGGGAGUGAAGGCUCCCCCAAAGGCAGCCGCCAACACUUCAUCGAGGUCAUGAUGAACAGCUCCCCCCAGGUGAGGCGCAGCAUGGUGCUGCGCAGCUCGGUCAGCCUGUCCAACAAAAGUGACAGUGACUCGCUGUCCUUGACCUCCUUCGUGGACGACGACAGGGCCUCGGUCACCCUGGACCCGCUGGAGCACGAGUGGAUGAUGUGCGCCUCGGAUGGCGAGUGGUCGAGCUUGCACCACCUCCUCGACUCUGAGCCCAGCCUGGUCCUGAGGAAGGAUUUCGUCACUGGUUUCACCUGCCUGCACUGGGCAGCCAAGCACGGCAAGCCUGAGCUGAUAGCGCUGAUCAUCAACUUCGCCAAGCAGCACAACGUUCCCAUCAGCGUUGACGUGCGAUCCAACUCCGGCUACACGCCGCUGCACAUAGCUGCCAUGCACAACCACAUGGAGGUGGUGAAGCUCCUGGUGGGGGCCUACAAUGCAGAUGUGGAACUCAGGGACUACAGCGGGAGGAAGGCCUGCCAGUACCUCACUGACAACGUGAGCGUGGACAUACGGGACAUCAUAGGAGCGUACGAGCGUUCUGACUCAGCGAGUGCAGACCGCAGAGACGGUGGUCGCUGGAGGUUCUCUAAGGUUCUCCAGUCUAACCUCAGGCCCAGCAGGCUCCUCAGCCCCAGUGACUGUGACUCUGUGGAUGGGGAGGUUCGAUACAGAGAGAAACCCGUCAGGAGGAAGUCAUCAUUCAGAGGGGUGAAGCCCAAACUGGACAGGCUCCGCCUGAGGACGUCGCAGAUUGUCCACAGCGUGUCGUUCCGUGACACAGAGGAGCUGCAGUCACUGAGAGAUUCCUUUAGGUCCAGACCCAAGACUCAUUUCUUUGGGUGA
Molecule: messenger RNA, 1809 nt
Organism: Acanthopagrus latus (yellowfin seabream)
Lineage: Eukaryota; Metazoa; Chordata; Actinopteri; Spariformes; Sparidae
Product: ankyrin repeat domain-containing protein SOWAHC-like
Exons: 1
Coding region: 1-1809 (602 amino acids)
Molecular function (GO): protein binding
Source: RefSeq, a predicted model, not a curated record